Molecule: messenger RNA, 1485 nt
Organism: Effrenium voratum
Lineage: Eukaryota; Dinophyceae; Suessiales; Symbiodiniaceae
Source: the annotation of a GenBank genome assembly
UCCUGACUUUCACUGGUUGAGCUUUCGGCUAGCCAUGCUGGCAGGCCUUUGCUUCAUUGGCCUGGCCGCUUCCGCGCUGGCAGAGCUCCGAAGCGAGUGCCAACGCUUGGUGGAGCGCAUCGCGGGACAGGACUGGCGGUGUCGGCGCUGUGCCGGGCACGGCUGGGGCCCGGGAGCUGCGAUCAGCUGCUGAGCUCCCUGGGCAAGGAGCCCUGGCGCCAGGAGGUGCAGCAGAGCGUCUGCGAAGCCAACAGCGAGUUGUUGAGAAACCGCGGCCUGCUGGACCUCGACGAGGCAACUUCCACCAAGAUGCCUCUGGCCGGUUUGCCUCCCAUGCCAAUAGGUCACAGCAAGGAACAGGAAGAACAGUGGAAGCUGCAGCAAGAAAAGGCCGCGCAAGAGGCGAGGUAUAGGCAGCACCAGAUGGAGCAGCAGCAGGAGGCGAUGCAGAAGAAAGCAGAGUACCUGGAGCAGCAGAGGCAGCAGCAGCUGCAUCAGUGGCAAGGGCAGCAGCAAGAAGAGCAGCAGCAGAUUCAGAAGCAGACAGACAAGACCAACACGGAGGUGAAAAAAGCCCUGAAUCCGUUCCUUCAGGGCCUGAAGAAUGCUUUCAGCAAGGAGGCCAAGGAGGCGGACACCCAGGCGCAGCAUGCUGCUGAAAGUGUGGCUGCCUCCACCAACGAUGUUAUAUCUUCGCUCACGGAUUCAGCCACCAACGCGGCCAACGACGCCGUGUCUUCGCUCACGGACUCAGCCUCCCACGCGGCCAACGACGCCAUGUCUUCGCUUCAGGACUCAGCCUCCCAUGCGGCCAACGACGCCAUGUCUUCGCUUCAGGACUCUGCCAACCAUGCUUCCAACGAUGUUGCGUCCUCCUUUGAUGAGGCAGCCAACAACAUAGCCAACGAAGCCGCAUCUUCCCUCAGCGAAUCUGCUGCGCAUGCUGCUGAUCAGGUUCACUCCUCCAUGGAAGACGCAGCCUCCAGAGCCCGAGAGGCGGCCUCCUCCGUGAGUGGCUCGGCCAACGGCUUUGACGUGAGCAAGUUCGUGGAUUCCGCGGCCCAGGCGAUUCGCUCGGCCACCAGCGCGCCCAGCGCUGCGACCGCGCCUAGCCCCAGCCCAAGCGCGCCUAGCCCAAGCCCAAGCGAAGAUGAAGGAGGCAUGGAAGGGUUCCUGGACUCAGGCGCAGGCGACUCUGCUUGGAGCCAAAUCAUGGGGAGCUCGGAGAAGUUCGAUGCCAGCCAUGGGGUCAAGGCCGCACGCAGCAACCCGCUGGCGAAGGCCUUCGCGGGGGUGGCGCUGGUGUCGCUGCUCUCCUCGCUGGCGCUGCGCUGGCGCCUCGUGGAGCCGGAGGUGGAGGACUACUCCAUGAUCGAGUCGUUGCAGAUGCCGACCAGAAGCUCUCGUGAGGUUCGCUUUGCGUAGUGUCCCGCACACCAGAGUUGAGAGCAUUGGUCAAAGAAAAGAUCAAGGAGUCGUGAUGGG